AUCGUUCUGGUCCAUCCUGGUGGAUGUCUUCACAAGCAACUUUACCUACCAUCUCUAUUGUUUAUGUCGGUUCUUGUUUUGUUAAACAUUUGUUAAGGCUCCAACCGAGCCCGCUAUGAAUACAGAAUCUGAGAACGGGUUUGAAUAUUGUACAUUCUUUAAACACUUAUUGGUUGAGGAAGUAGCUCUAAAAAAAGAUUACUCAACUGUGCACUAUGGAAAGUGCGCAGUGAUUGGUCGACUGUCGAUGAACACCAAUCAGCUGCGGCUAGAAAACGUGCGCGUAAAAUAUUUUCCGGAAGAAUACCGAUUGCCCGAGGGCAGAGUAUCGCUUCCUCUUUUGGGUUUGACCAGAGACAAGGCCAACGAGCAAAACGUUACUGUCGGCUGCUACUGCAUUAUUCGCGGAGAAGUCAUCCUUGUCAACUCAUUGAAUGAAAAAGAACGCCCUCUUACAUCCAGAGGCGUUAAAGAGAACAUUAGAAUCCGAGGGCUCGAUGGAGUAGCCCAUAAACAUUACCUAGACGACUUGCAUCUGUCCCACGUUCCCGCCAUCGAUGUGUGGUUUGCGCAUCCUGUGGACGCUCCCGAGGAUCUGCUAGAACGAAAAUUAAGGGUCAGAACGUUUGCUGAGAUAUGAACACUCAUUACCUGACGACUUCGCGUACCAAUCCGCAGUUUUACAUAUUCAGGCAAACUUUUAGCGAGAAUCUCGAUUGGCAGAAUUACGAUUUAGAAACUGUUCAGCAGGCUGCCUGGCAGGAGUUUUGGGAACUCGAGGGUCAGGAACUAGUAGAGCAAAAGUGGCACAAACGUUUUCCCGAAUACAGGGAACAAAUCGAAGCUGUAAAUUCAGAAGAGCAAGCGCUUUGGCGCGAACUGUGGGAAAAACACGUAAAUAGUUUAAAUGCCAAAUUUUGGCACAUACUUUCCUGUGCUUUUGAAAACUAUCAGACCGAUUUGGCCAAAUCUUUUGGACAGCAAGUAACUUUUGGUGAUGUUGAGGAAGGUUUUGAAAACUUAAACGUAUCGGAAAAGGAAAGAAAGAAAAAAAAAAAGUCAAAGAAACUUAUAGAAAAAGUCGAUGAUGACACCCUUUCAGGAGUCAACGACUCCUUUUUAGAUUUUAACGAGGAGGAACAGCUCCAGUUAUUGGGGUUACCGACAUCCUUUGGAUCCCGGGGAAGAAAAAAAUUAGAAAAACUAAAAAAAGAUACAGAUUCUAGCAGUAACACGGAAGAAGAAGAAAAUCUAAUCAUGGAAAACGAAAGCGCCAACCAACUUCAUGGUGUGCAGAAAGGUCUGAUAUCAAAAAAGAAGCAGCGGAAGCUAAAUAAAAUAAAAAACCUUUCGGCUAAAAUGCCCGAUUUUAUGCGGGACGAAAACCACAGCAAAAUGAUAAAAUACUGGAUGAAGAGGUUCUCUCUGUUUUCACGCUUUGACCAAGGUAUUCGACUGGAUCGUGAGAGCUGGUUCUCAGUGACUCCCGAAAAAAUUGCAAAGCAGACUUCUCGUCGACUGGCCUGUGAUCUGAUUGUGGACGCCUUUUGCGGCUGCGGAGGAAAUGCCAUACAGUUCGCUAAUACUUGCGGACGGGUGAUUGCCAUUGAUAUCGAUGCGGAGAAGCUGUCGAUGGCAAAGCACAAUGCUUGUAUCUAUGGGGUUUCCCACAAGAUCGAGUUUAUCCAUGCUGAUUUCUUGCAGUUCGCCGUUAGCACAAAGUUACGCCCAGAUAUGGUUUUUCUUAGUCCUCCGUGGGGAGGCCCUGAUUACCAAAAACAGAGCACCUUCGACAUUGAACGAAAUUUGCUUCCCGUGGGAGCCACCCACUUGAUGAAACUUGCCCGUCAUCUUUCGAGCAAAGUAGGCUUUUUUUUGCCUCGAAAUUCGAAUAUGAGUCAGGUAAUUGCCUUAAGUGGACCUGGAGGGCAGUGCGAGGUGGAGCAUAAUUAUCUAGAUACGCGAAUGGUGGCUCUAACGGCAUACUAUGGUGAAGGAUUGGUAAAGGCUAAAUAGAUGUUCAUAAAUCAGAUAAUUGAAAUUCUAAAUUUUAUUUUUAUUAGCUUUAAAACUCCUUACAUUUAUACCUAAAAAGGAAAAAGUUUCUGUAAAUAAAGUAAGUAAGUAUAAGGUUUAUGGAAUAUUUGCGUAAUUUUUAAUAAACCAAAUUAAUCUACGUUGUCCUGCAAAUAGAAUACGUACAAUAUUUAUAAGGAAGCUGUGUAAAAUUAAUGAAAUCCUAAAACAAAUGUUAUUUUGUUGAAACUUUAUACGUCUAAUUAUAAAUAAAGUUUAUAACUACGCGAUUUA
Messenger RNA from Drosophila ananassae, 2310 nucleotides. RefSeq lists its product as uncharacterized. The record is from RefSeq and is a predicted model, not a curated record. The transcript is spliced from 2 exons. NCBI's taxonomy places the organism in Eukaryota, Metazoa, Arthropoda, Insecta, Diptera, Drosophilidae. The coding region runs from base 116 to 640 and encodes 174 amino acids.